AUGGGCUCCUUUAUUGAGCCUAAACGGCCGAACUUCCUGGUCAUCGUCGCCGAUGAUUUGGGUUACAGUGACACCGGACCCUUUGGGUCCGAGAUUUCCACGCCGGCGCUGGAUUAUCUAGCCAGCUCCGGCGUCCGGCUCACGAAUUUCCACACCGCCUCUGCGUGUUCGCCGACUCGGUCGAUGUUGUUUUCAGGAACGGACAAUCACAUCGCCGGGCUGGGGCAGAUGGCAGAGCACAUGCCCGCGAAUGCAAAAGGCCAACCUGGCUAUGAAGGGUACUUGAACUUUCGCGUUGCCGCGCUGUCCGAGGUCCUUCAAGAUUCGGGGUAUGAGACAAUGAUGGCCGGAAAAUGGCAUCUAGGGUUGACGAAAGAGACGGCGCCAUGUUCCCGAGGAUUUGACAAGAGCUUCGUCUUUUUAUCCGGCUGUCACAAUCACUUUAACUAUGAACCCCAACUCGAGGAUCCGUCCCACUCGAUUUUCACUGCCAUUAAUGGCGGCCAGUUUUGGAUGCGGGAUUCCAACUUUCUCGAUCGCACGACGGAUAUUCCCACAGACUUCUAUUCUACAACCUCUUACGGUCACGAGCUCAUCAAACAGCUCACGAGCCGUGACACGUCUAAACCGUUCUUCGCGUAUCUCGCCUUCACCGCUCCUCAUUGGCCGUUACAAGCUCCUCAGCCCGUCAUAGCCAAAUACAAGGGUCUCUACGACGAUGGUCCAGCUGCGCUGCGCUCGAAGAGGUUGGAUCAGCUCAUCAGACUAGGUCUUAUCUCACCUUCCGUAGAGCCAGCGCCUAUGUGCUACGGAGCUGAAGAAUGGGAGAACAUGGAUCAGACACAACGAGCCGAGUCGGCGCGGAAGAUGGAAGUGUUCGCCGCCAUGGUGGACAUGAUGGACCAGAGUAUCGGCGGGGUUUUGAACCAUCUUGAAGAAUCCGGCGAAUUGGACAACACGUUUGUUCUCUUCAUGUCCGACAACGGCGCCGAAGGGGCUCUUCUCGAGGCCAUGCCUAUCAUGGGCGGCUCCUCUAACGUUGGUGUCAUCAUCGACAAGUAUUAUGAUAACAGCCUCGACAACAUCGGCAAUGCGAAUUCUUACGUCUGGUAUGGCCCGGCCUGGGCCACCGCGUCAAUGGCGCCCUCACGUGGGUUCAAGACCUGGAUCACCGAAGGCGGCAUCCGCUGUCCUUGCAUCGUGCGUUAUCCCCCCGCGUUCGGCAACAAUACGAACCCAAACAACCACAAGAUUAAUGAGAGCACCACUCAAGGAGUGCACAGCGACUCCUUCGCCACCGUGAUGGAUAUUCUCCCUACAAUCCUUGACAUAGCAAACAUCCCCGUUCCUUCACCCACCGAGCUGUUUCGGAACCGCAGCAUCGUCCCCAUCCGCGGGUCAAGCUGGCUUCCGCAUCUCAGCGGCAAAAUGCCCUCGUUCCACGACGAAGAACACAACAUCACCGGAUGGGAGUUGUUCGGGUUCCGCGCCAUACGCCAGGGCCCCUGGAAGGCCCUCUUCAUGGGGGCUCCACGCGGCAAAGAUCGGUGGGAGCUGUACAACCUCGCCGAUGAUCCAGGAGAGGGUUGUGAUCUGGCGGCGCAAGAGCCUGAAGUAUUGAACAGGCUGAUCAGUCACUGGGAGGUUUAUCACGCCGAGACGGGCAUGGUGGACCCAGAGCCGCAUAGCAAGACGGCGGGUGAAGUCGAGUUUGUUUAG
This is a messenger RNA of Exophiala aquamarina CBS 119918, 1719 nucleotides long. RefSeq names its product arylsulfatase. Lineage: Eukaryota; Fungi; Ascomycota; Eurotiomycetes; Chaetothyriales; Herpotrichiellaceae. Bases 1 to 1719 code for a protein of 572 amino acids. The record is from RefSeq and is a predicted model, not a curated record. The transcript has 2 exons. Gene Ontology annotation, molecular function: arylsulfatase activity.